CUCCCGUGUGUGACCCGUUGCCGCAUGUGAGCAAAGGAGGAGGGACGGCGCCGGGGCCCCAGUGUGGCGGCGGCGACAGGAGGAGGAGGAGCGGGAGCUGCGGAGCGGCGUGUCCUCCCCCCCCGGGCCCGGAGCCUCAUCACCGGCCCUGCCGGCCGCCCCCCAUGCCCGUGUGGUGCUGCCGCUGCGCCUUGGCCGGCCACUUCAGAAGUUACAGCAGCCCUGAAACUGAAGGACAGCUUUUGAAUUCCUUCGUCCAGUAUUUUGGUGACAGCCUUGGGAGGAAGAUUAAAAGAAUGCCUUUAAUAGAAGAAACUGUUCUGCCUGGGGACUCCCUCCUUACUCUGCCUGUAGUAAUAAUAGGAAAUGGACCUUCGGGAAUUUGUCUGUCUUACCUGCUCUCUGGCUACAGGCCAUAUUUAUCUCCUGAAGCGAUACACCCCAACCCCAUCCUACAUACCAAAUUAGAAGAAGCUCGACAUCUGUCCAUUGUUGAUCAGGAUCUGGAGUACCUGUCUGAAGGCCUCGAAGGACGCUCUUCAAACCCAGUUGCGGUGCUUUUUGAUACCUUGCUUCAUCCCGACGCUGACUUUGGGUAUGACUACCCACCAGUUUUGCACUGGAAGCUGGAACAACAUCAUUAUAUUCCCCAUAUAGUGCUUGGUAAAGGACCACCUGGUGGGGCUUGGCAUUCCAUGGAAGGCUCUAUGCUAACCAUCAGUUUUGGAGACUGGAUGGAGUUGCCUGGGCUCACCUUUAAGGAGUGGGCAGCCAGCAAACGCAGAAAUAUAAAGAGUGAUCGAGUAAUGCCAGAGGAAAUAGCUCGGUAUUAUAAACACUACGUUAAAGUCAUGGGCCUCCAGAAGAAUUUCAGAGACAACGUUUACAUAACGUCAGUGUCCAGGCUUUACCGAGGAAAGGAGGAUGAAGAUGGGAGUGAAAUAGAUGAAGGUAUUUCAACGCAGCGUUUGGAAAUGGAAGAUGGACAGAAAUCACUGAUUAAGAGAAACUGGGAAGUCAGAGGUUACCAGCGAGCGACAGACGGGUCUCAUGUCCCCUUCUGCCUCUUUGCUGAGAACGUGGCUCUGGCCACGGGCAGCUUUGAUUCUCCUGCCCGGCUGCAGGUUGAAGGAGAAGACUUUCCUUUCGUGCUCCAUUCCGUGUCUGACUUUGGAGCUGCUGUCAGCAAAGGGCAGUUCCGUGGGCAGGCAGACCCCGUGUUAAUUGUGGGGGCAGGACUGAGCGCGGCCGACGCGGUGCUGUGUGCCCACAACAACAACAUCCCCGUCAUCCACGUCUUCCGCAGGAGAGUUACCGACACCGGCCUCAUUUUCCAACAGCUCCCCAAAAAGCUUUACCCCGAGUACCAUAAGGUUUAUCACAUGAUGUGUACUCAGUCCCACCCCGUGGACUCCGGUCUGCGUUCUGCUUACACCAGCUUUCCUGAACACAAGGUACUUUCCUUCAAGCCUGAAAUGAAAUGUGUUCUUCAGAGUGCCUCCGGACUGAAGAAAAUUGUCAAGUUUUCUCUAGCCUUAGUUCUGAUAGGUUCUCACCCCAAUCUUUUCUUUCUGAAGGACCAAGGGCAUAGCAUAGGGCAUCACUCUAACCAGCCCAUCACGUGCAAGGGGAAUCCUAUAGAGAUUGACCCAUACACUUACGAAUGCACCAAAGAAGCCAACCUCUUUGCUUUGGGUCCUCUGGUGGGAGACAACUUUGUGCGGUUUUUAAAGGGAGGCGCGCUGGGCAUCGCGCGCUGCUUGGCCAUAAGACAAAAGAAGAAACAGGAAUUGCUGGAAGGUGGGGAUGGAGGAGGUGAUGGGGUACCAUAAAUGAGCCUUUAGAAGCUUUCCCAUACAGAGUUACCAGACGUAGUCUAACAGGACACUCCCUGACAGCCAGAGUUGGUAGCAGUCCCAUUUCUGUUGUGUACGAGUAACCUGCGCUUGUAUCGCUUGGUAAAGGAUGCUGAUACUACAAUAUUUCACCUUUGCACAAUACAAAAAACAAAAAAAAUUUGAUCUGCUGUUACAACUGAGACUACUUAACUGGAAUGAAUGACUUCCAGAUAAAACAGAAAAUGAGACUAACUUAACAUUGACCUGCCUGUCAUCUCUUGCUCAGCUGAAAGAGCAGACUUCCUCUGGCCUACCAGAGUGGCUUUACAUCUUUAGUGUCAAACGUGACAAAAGAUUCUUGCCAUGAAAUUAAAGUAACUUGUAAAAGCAGAAAGCUUGCUUACUACAAUGUGAUUCUUGGUCCCAGAGCAAAUUGGGAGCCUUCUGCUUGAAACAAGGAUUUUAUUUAUUUGCCAUAGUAAUACUUGGAAUGAGCACUUAGUAAAAUGGAUUUUGCUACAAGAAGGAUUUCUGUAAGCAAGAAGUAGUCCUCAACACUUAUAAAUUAUCCUGUUUGAUAAUUGGAAUAAAAGAGUAAGCAUUCCCAUUUAAUCUUUUAACACAUGAUUUGACAGGGUCCAUUCAUGUUUUUUUCACACUCUGCCUAGAGUUGGGUGAGUGCAGAAAGACUAACAGGAGAUGUUCCCCGACAGCAACAUGUACAUUUCUGAGAAUACUCAUUAACAUAAACAAUAAAGUACUGAUGUAAGUGCUCUUA
This is a messenger RNA of Calidris pugnax (ruff), 2616 nucleotides long. RefSeq names its product oxidative stress induced growth inhibitor family member 2 (gene OSGIN2). Bases 165 to 1832 code for a protein of 555 amino acids. Lineage: Eukaryota; Metazoa; Chordata; Aves; Charadriiformes; Scolopacidae. The record is from RefSeq and is a predicted model, not a curated record. The transcript is spliced from 6 exons.